AUGGAGAAAGAGAAAGAGAAGCACAAACACCUGAUGGAGGAAGUGAAGUACAGUGGAGACAAGAAAAGGGUUGAGGAAUUUUUUAGGAAAAUGGCCUCCCAGAUUGAGACCACAGAGCUGAAUUCAGAUAAGCCUAAAUCUGGUUCAGCCGAGAGCCAGAUUAAAGAGCACGAAACAGACGUGGAGCUUCUUCAGGCUGAUGCUGCGUUCACUCAGCUGCUGUCAGACAUGAGUGACUUGUACAACCACAGCUCCACAUUUGCGUUUGGGAAAGAUGUGCUGGAGGAAUUGAGCUCCACGGUGGAGGAUGUCUUCGAAGAGAUUCAAGAAGCUGAUGAAUAUUUUCACCACUCAAACAGAGAUGCAGAAUCGCUUUCUUCGUUUGGACAGCAUCCAAAUGGGUAUCUGUGCCGAACGCUCCGCAGACAAGCAUCAGAGUGUUGGCAGCUCCAAAACCUGUGUGAGAACUGCGGAAGCAAUCUAAUAAAAGAGUGUCCCCGAUUGCAGCAGCUGCACUCUGAGAUGGAAGAGAUGCACACCCUGCUGAACGUCUCUCGUCUCCAGUAUGACGACAGGCUGCAGCUCGUCCGCAGACACACAGCGGACACGCAGAGGUGGCUUGCGGACACCGGGGACGAGUAUGGCUGGAUCAGCUGGGUGGCCAAUGUCUCUGGGGCUCAGAGCAACAUCUUCAGGGUGAUCGCAAUGAAUCUGCAGCAACAACUGAGGACUAACAGCCCCGGAGCUGACAGCAGCGUGGUUGUGUCCGUAUUGGAUUCAGCUCCUCUAACUGUAUCGGUCCCAGCAGCUCUGAUGGUGGAGGAUCCUGCUUUCAUGGAAUAUAUUGCUCACCAUGCUCUGACACUCUACAAGCAGCACAUAAGGCGUAAAUGUUCUUCUUAA
Messenger RNA from Poecilia reticulata (guppy), 903 nucleotides. The record is from RefSeq and is a predicted model, not a curated record. Lineage: Eukaryota; Metazoa; Chordata; Actinopteri; Cyprinodontiformes; Poeciliidae.